This is a messenger RNA of Spinacia oleracea (spinach), 4846 nucleotides long. Its product is annotated as protein FAR-RED ELONGATED HYPOCOTYL 3. The transcript is spliced from 7 exons. The record is from RefSeq and is a predicted model, not a curated record. The coding region runs from base 1952 to 4498 and encodes 848 amino acids. Gene Ontology annotation, biological process: regulation of DNA-templated transcription. Gene Ontology annotation, molecular function: zinc ion binding. Lineage: Eukaryota; Viridiplantae; Streptophyta; Magnoliopsida; Caryophyllales; Amaranthaceae.
CCCCCCUCCUCAUCUCUUCUAUUAACUCGAUCUCUCCCUCUUUCUCUCUCCUCCUCCCUAUUUUUAUAAUUUGGAACCUAAUCUCCCUGUUUGCUCUCUAAUUGCGUAACGUUCUAAAUUCAUUUGUUUCUGAUUAUGAUGAUGAUGAUUUCUAUUUGAGGAAUUGUAUCGAUUUUUCAGAUUAGGUUUAGGGUUUGUUGAAUUUGUGGUUUAGUGGGAGAUUGUGAUUUGAUUUGAUUUGUUUGAUGAUCAUAAUUUAAGGAAAUUGUUGAACAAAGUCUCACCUAAAUAUUGAUUUUUGUUCAUAAUUUGAUGUUUGCAUUGUUAUUAAAUGAUUAUUUGGUGGAUAAUUGAAGAAAAUGGUUUGGGAGUUGGGUGUAUCUUUUUUCCUGAAUUGAAGCUAUUACCACUUUAUGAGCAAACUGUUCAACUGAUCAAAGUGAAAUUAGCUAUAAUGUGUGAGGAUAAUAUGGCAGUGAUGAACUUAGAUGAGAGUCGCACUCAAAUCUCAGUUACCACACCGGAGCUUUUAACUAGCUAAACUAGUUGGCAACCACAUUAGACAAAAAAAAAUGGUGAUUAAACUAACUAAUCUUAAACACCAGACUUAUCAUUACUAUUGCAAUAAAACUUGAACACAUACUUACCAGGAUGAGGGAAACUUGUUAUGCUUGUGUUUUACAGCAAGAUCGUUUAAAAGUGGUUUUGAUAGGAGGAAUUCUGUCGAUUUCGAUAGAUAAAAUUGUUGUGCAGCGAAUUAGCAAUAACCCUAGUUAAUAAUAACGGAGAAGAAACUAUCGAUAAACGCAUAUCUAUGUGCUGUCUUGAAUGUGUUGGUGCAUGUAUGAGCUUUUAUUUGUUCAUGGAGUCUUCAUUUUGUUAGCACAGUGUACUUUUGUCAAUUCUGUGUAAGCAUGUGGAUUAUGGAGCACCUUCUAUUCUGAGGAGCUUCCCUUUAUACCUGCUAAUUGCAUUUGAUAGUCGUCAAUGGUUCCUGCUUGAUUCAUUUUAGCUGAAUAUGGCCUUUCCAUUGUCAUUUUCUGGGUGGACUACUGACUGUUGAUUUUCACCUUGCUGUUUUUAUCCACUGAUAUUAAGUAAGGGAUUCCGUAUGUGUAGAAUAUCCUAUAUAUGGUGAUCAGAGGGAUCCUUCAAAUUUUAUUUGGGUGCCAUAGCAACUUUUUCUUCCUAAUUGAUGAAUUUUGAAUUAUGUGUUAAUUAUGAACUGUGCUUACCAACCUGUUGUGAUCUGCAAGCUUUCGUGGCUGUGUUAACCUGCUAAGAGAAUUGUAGAUUAUCGUGCAGGGUGCUUUAUGUUCAUUUGAUUUCACUUGUCUUAUCUGAUCUUAUUUUGAACUUACCCGAACUUAUCUGAACAACUGAACUUAUUAAAACUUAUCAGAACUUGUUUAGUUAUAAAUUGUACUUGGGUAGCUCUUAUGUUUCCUGAUGUUACCUGAACUAAUAUUUCCUGAAAAAGUAGAAAUAAGUGGAAAUUUGGUGAACAAAACAGAGCUUAAGUACCUUUUGGAAACUCAUACAAUGUGUUUGAAUGAGAGAAUUUCAAGCUGUGAAGGGGGAGGGAAAGUUAUACAUCCAUUUUCUCUGAUUUAGUUAUGUAUUGGUGGAAGACAAGGGAAGGGGAGUGAAAUGAAGAGACCCAGAUUCCUCUCCCUUUUAGUAAAUCAAAGCUCAUAUCUUCCUCUGUCCCCCCCCCCCCCCCCCCCCCUUCCCCCUUCCUCUCCCCUUCCAUCAUUGUUAUAUAAACACACCGUUGGUGUUGGGAGCUCUUGCACCAUUUUUCAUGGAGUAUAGUUAGAGCAGGGUAUUUACUCUUUCUUUCUCACCCCUCAUCCGUCAGCAUUUAGCCUGACAAGUUGGACCUGGUUUUGCCUUGUACUUAUUGAUAUAAUUUCUGGAAGGUAUUGGAAGCAGUUUGCCAGUUGCCAUCAUGGAUAUAGAUCUUAGGUUGCCAUCCGGGGAAGAGGAUCUGCAAGAUGAAGAUCAAACCACUGAUAGUAAUAUGUUGGACAGAUAUGCCAAACUAGACAGCAGUGGAGAUGCAGAGACUACUCUAACUGUUGCAGAGGUGCAUGCUGAAGAGGAACUAGCUCUGGGUUCUACCACAUCGGAUCUGGCUGAAUAUAAGGAAGAUGUUAAUCUAGAGCCUCUACAUGGUAUGGAAUUUGUAUCUCAUCAGGAAGCAUAUGCUUUUUAUCAGGAGUAUGCCAGGUCUAUGGGAUUUAACACAGCCAUUCAAAAUAGUCGUCGUUCAAAAACAUCAAGAGAGUUUAUAGAUGCAAAGUUUGCAUGCUCUAGGUAUGGAACCAAGAGAGAAUAUGACAAAGGUAAUCGGCCCCGUAUCCGACAAUGUAAUAAGCAAGAACCUGAAAGUGCUACUGGCCGUCGAUCUUGUGGAAAGACAAACUGCAAAGCUAGCAUGCAUGUGAAAAGGAGGCCAGAUGGCAGGUGGGUGAUACACAGUUUUAUUAAGGAGCACAACCAUGAACUCUUACCUGCUCAAGCUGUCAGUGAGCAAACGAGAAAGAUGUAUGCUGCAAUGGCUAGAAACUAUGCCGAAUAUAAAAAUGUGGUUGGUUUAAAGAAUGACUCAAAGAUCCCCUUUGAUAAAAAUCGUAAUUUGUUACUAGACGCAGGGGAUGCUAAGCUGUUGCUUGAAUUUUUUACACAGAUGCAAACUGUGAAUUCUAACUUCUUUUAUGCUGUAGAUCUAAGUGAUGAUUUGCGAUUGAAGAGUUUGUUAUGGAUUGAUGCUAAAAGUAGGCAUGACUACGUGAAUUUCAACGACGUCGUAUCCUUUGAUACAGCCUACAUCAGAAACAAGUAUAAAAUGCCUCUUGCCCUUUUGGUUGGUGUCAAUCAACACUAUCAGUUCAUGCUUCUUGGAUGUGCUAUAGUUUCUGAUGAAAGCACAGCUACAUAUUCAUGGAUACUGCAAACUUGGUUAAAAGCAAUGGGUGGGCAAGCUCCCAAAGUGAUUAUUACUGAUCAAGACGAUGCUAUUAAAUCAGCUGUUUCUGAAGUUUUUCCAAUUACUCGGCAUUGCUUUCAUUUGUGGCAUAUCCUGGGCAAGGUUUCAGAGAAUCUCGGUCACAUCAUUAAAAAGCAUGAGAAUUUUAUGGCAAAAUUUGACAAAUGCAUCUACAGGUCAUGGGGUGAUGAAGAGUUUGAGAAGAGGUGGCAGAAGCUUGUUGUAAGAUUUGAACUUAAUAAAGAUGAUGAGUGGAUUCAGUCACUUUAUGAAGAACGUAAGCUGUGGGUUCCAGCGUUCAUGAAGGAUUGCUUUUUCGCUGGCAUGUCAGCUAUUCAGCGGUCUGAUAGUGUUAAUUCUUAUUUUGAUAAAUAUGUACAUAAAAAAACUGCAGUGCCAGACUUUCUAAAGCAAUAUGACACUAUCACUCAAGAUAGGUAUGAAGAAGAAGCUAGAGCAGACUCUGAUACAUGGAAUAAACAGCCAGCAUUAAAAUCUCCAUCUCCUUUCGAGAAGCACAUGUCAACCUUAUAUACACAUGCGAUGUUUAGGAAAUUUCAAGUUGAGGUUUUGGGUGCAGUCGCCUGUCAUCCCAAGAGAGAAAGACAAGAAGACCUGAUCACUACUUUCAAAGUUCAAGAUUUUGAAAAGAAUCAAGACUUUUUGGUUACUUGGAAUGAAAUGAAAUCAGAAGUUUCUUGCAUAUGCCAUUUGUUUGAAUACAAAGGUUUUCUUUGUAGACAUACAAUGAUUGUUCUCCAAAUAUGUGGACUUUCCAUGAUUCCAUCCCAAUACAUAUUGAAGCGAUGGACAAAAGAUGCCAAGGAGAGGCAUUUGAUUGGAGAUGGGACUGAACAAGUACUGUCUAGAGUCCAACGGUAUAAUGACUUGUGUAAUCGAGCAAUCAAAUUGGGUGAAGAAGGAUCAUUAUCCCAAGAAAGUUACAAUCUCGCCCUCCGUGCUCUAGAUGAAGCAUUCACCAAUUGCAUUGGUGUGAAUAACUCUUGCAAGACACUUGUGGAAGUUGGUACAUCAGCUACUCAUGGGCUUCUCAGCAUUGAGGAUGGCAGUCCUAGUAGAAGCUUUAGCAAGACCGCAAAAAAGAAGAAUCCGACCAAAAAACGGAAGAUGAACACAGAAACGGAGGCUAUGGCUAUUGGGUCGCAAGACGGCUUGCAACAAAUGGAUAAGCUAGGCUCCAGACCAGUAACAACUCUUGAUGGAUUCUAUGGCACACAACAGGGUGUGCAAGGAAUGGUGCAACUGAACUUGAUGGCUCCAACACGUGACAAUUACUAUGGAAAUCCACCAGCGAUUCAAGGACUCGGACAAUUGAACUCAAUAGCACCUAGCCAUGAGGGUUAUUUUGGUCAACAAACCAUGCAUGGACUGGGGCAGAUGGAUUUUUUUAGGGGACCAACUGGUUUCUCGUAUGGAAUACGGGAAGAGGCCAAUGUCAAUGUGAGGCCUGCGCAAUUGCAUGAAGAUGGAGCUAGACAUUCUUAAAAGACACCCAUUAACCCCAACCGUUGAAAAUGGUACGUUCUGUAGAUUGGAGCGUGAAGGGGCUUGUUGAGACGAUUGCAUUGCUUUAAUUUCAUGUAAAAGUAAACUUGGGGUUCAGCAAUUACUGAUGUCGUGCUAGGAUUAGUUUUAAUGUGUACAAGUGUAUAACCUGUUGUAUAAUUAUUACAAGUUUAAUUCACAGCCUAUUUGAAAUCAGGUUAGAGUGUGUUUUUCUGUUGCUGUUAUUUCCUUUGUAAAGGUGGAUCAGAUUGCAGAUUGCUCCAUUCAGCAGUUUUACAGUCAUAGUGUAUCAAGUAUAAAACAAUUAGCACUCCUUGAGUGAGGACA